Molecule: messenger RNA, 2304 nt
Organism: Centruroides sculpturatus (bark scorpion)
Lineage: Eukaryota; Metazoa; Arthropoda; Arachnida; Scorpiones; Buthidae
Product: patched domain-containing protein 3-like
Exons: 3
Coding region: 1-2304 (767 amino acids)
Cellular component (GO): membrane
Source: RefSeq, a predicted model, not a curated record
AUGAAACUGGAUUGCGUAAGAAAAAUUUUUUGCCAUAGUUUCAAGAAAUUAGGAAAAACGGUUGGACGGCAUCCAUAUUACUUUAUUUUUUUACCGGUAAUUCUUUCAAUUACACUGUCCAUAUUUAUCAGAACAUUAACUACCAGCAAGACAUUUAACGAUGUAAUAACUUCUGAUACAGGAAAACUUUUUACAGUGAAAAAAUUCAUAGAAAAUACAUUCUCAUAUAACUCAUCUCAAUUUUCUGAUCAGCUAAGAACUCCUGAUAUUCCAAAUACUCUGGCAAUAUACCUGUUGAAAAAAGACGAAGGAAACAUGUUUGAGAAAAAUAUACUUUCAGAAGUGAAAUUGGUCGACGAAAUCAUACAAAAUAUAACAUUAGAAACAAACGGAAAGACAAUACAAUAUACUGAUCUCUGCACACGUAUACACAAAAAAUGCUUUAAAAAUCCUAUUAUCGAAGUAAUAUCGGAAGUGGGAAUAGAUUCCAUACUACAAAAGAGAAAGAAGCUUAAAUACCCUGUAGAUAUAGAUCUCUUGUCGUUCACUUAUAAAGCUUACUUUUUAAAUUUAGGAGGUGUUACUGAAGAUAAUCAGAACUUUGUGGACAAAGUAAAUGCCGUUAUGUUAUUAUAUGCAACUGAUAGUAAAAAUAAAAUGAAAAACAAAUUAUUUACAAAAUGGUCAGCUCAUGUUCAUGACACGAUUCAAAAAUAUAAUUUUUCGUAUAUCAAAGCUGUUUCAAGUUCUGUUGCAGAGAUGAAUAGACAGUUUCGAAAAGAAUUUGAUAAAACUAAACCAAAAAUUGGAGGUUUGGUCGCAAUUAUGAUUGUACUUUCGAUAUUUCUCAAUAUGAGCAAUAGCUGGGUGAAAAGCAAACCUCUUCUUGGAUUAGCAAGUGUAAUCAACGCUGGCUUAGCUGUUUCGUCGUCUUUCGGAUUAAUGGCUGCGUCAGGUGUUGAAUUCACUUACUGGAAUGCUACGAUUCCAUUCUUAGUUCUUGUUACCGAGAUAGAUGAUGCUUUCGUAUUAAUAGCAUGUUGGAGAAUCACUAAUCCCAAACAUGCAGUUGAAAAACGCAUGGAAGUAACAUAUGGAGAAGCAGGAGUUUCCAUUACUUUGACUUCACUCACUAAUUUCAUUUCAUACUGCAUCGGGAUGAUGGCUCCAUUUCCUUUUAUUCGAAUAUUUAGUUAUUAUACUGCUACUUGUGUCGUUUUAAAUUUUGUAUAUCAGAUAACGUUUUUCGGAGGAUGCUUGGCUUUGAGUGGGUGUAGAGAAGAGCGAAAUCUUCGUUCCAAAAAAUUUGUUAGAUGUGAAACGUACAGUAUUACUCAAAAGUACUUUAGACGUUAUACAUAUCCGUUUCACAUAAUUGUCAAUGAAACUUUGGAUUACUCAGAUAUAAAUGUACAAAAAUCGAUAGAAAGUCUGUUGACAAAAUUCGAGAAACAUCCAAAUAUCGCUGGGGAAGAAUACACAGUAUCGUGGUUAAAAUUCUACAAAGAAUUUCAGAAAACUCCGGUAGCAAAAUUUUCAUUACAAGGUUACAAUAUGUCAAACAAACAGGACUUUAUCGAUGGACUUCGCGAUGUGUUCUUUAAUAUCCGAGCUGCGCAGUCACUGUCUAAUGACGUCGUCUUUAACAGCAACAAAACUGACAUCUUACACAGUAGAUUUUUUAUAAUGGGAAAAAAUUUGAAUUCUUCAUACUCGGAAAGAGAUACAUUAAGAGAUUUAUUAAAAAUUGCUGACGAAUCCGACAUUCCUGUACUGGUGCAUUGUAUUAUGUCAGGUCAAAUCGAGCAAGGAAUUAUCAUUGGACAAAUGAUUUACCAAUUGUUUUGGAUUACAGCUAUACUAAUUACAGCAGUCUUUCUAUUGUUUGUACCGAAUUUUUUAGUGGCGAUUAUUGUUGCAAUAUGUGUCGUAUCCGCAAUGAUAGAAACGUUAGGUUAUAUGUCGUUUUGGGGAGUCAACUUGGAUAUUAUAUCAAUGAUGAGCCUUAUUCUGUGUGUGGGAUUCAGCGUGAACUAUCCUGCUCAUAUUUCAUAUGCUUAUGUCAUGUCACAAUGCAAAACACCAAACGAAAAACUAAAAGAUUCUCUGUAUCGUAUCGGUUUUCCAAUACUACAAGGGUCUUUGACCACGGGAAUAGGAAUAUUGAUUUUAUAUUCUGAUGUAUAUUUUCUUUCCAUAUUCGCGAAAAUCGUAAUACUUGUUGCUAUGGAAACUUUUUUCCAUGCCCUAUGCUUUAUUCCUGUUGUCCUUUCUAUCAUUUAUGCCAUUUGCAAUAAUAUAUAA